Castor canadensis (American beaver) is the source of this 1110-nucleotide messenger RNA. It is a transcript of the gene Slc30a8, whose product is annotated as solute carrier family 30 member 8. The record is from RefSeq and is a predicted model, not a curated record. Gene Ontology annotation, molecular function: zinc ion transmembrane transporter activity. Gene Ontology annotation, biological process: zinc ion transmembrane transport; response to zinc ion; insulin secretion. Gene Ontology annotation, cellular component: plasma membrane. Lineage: Eukaryota; Metazoa; Chordata; Mammalia; Rodentia; Castoridae.
AUGGACUUUCUUGAAAGAACUUACCUCAUGAAUGACAAAGCUACCAAGAUGUAUGCCUUCAUGCUAGACAGUGUGGAACUCCAACAGAAACCUGUGAAUGAAGAUCAGUGUCCUGGAGAAAGGCCAGUGGAGCCAGAGCCAGGAGGCAUCUGUCACUGCCAUAGCAACUCCAAGGCCACAGAGAACAGAGCAAAUGAGCAAGUGCACGCCAAGUGGAAACUCUGUGCUGCAUCAGGGAUGUGCUUUAUUUUCAUGAUCGCAGAGGUUGUGGGUGGUCACAUUGCUGGGAGUCUUGCUGUCAUCACUGAUGCUGCUCAUCUCCUAAUUGACCUGACCAGUUUCCUGCUCAGUCUUUUUUCCUUGUGGUUGUCAUCGAGGCCCCCAUCAAAACGUCUAACGUUUGGGUGGCACCGAGCAGAGAUCCUUGGUGCCCUGCUGUCGGUCCUUUGCAUCUGGGUGGUGACUGGUGUGCUGGUGUACCUGGCAUGUGAGCGUCUGCUGUACCCUGAUUACCAGAUUCAGGCAACCGUCAUGAUUAUCAUCUCUGGCUGUGCAGUAGUGGCCAAUGUUGUAUUAACUGUGAUUUUGCACCAAAAACGCAUUGGCCGCAAUCACACAGAAGAACAAGUUAAUGCCAGUGUCAAGGCAGCUUUUGUGCAUGCCCUUGGAGACAUAUUUCAGAGCAUCAGUGUGCUAAUCAGUGCACUUAUUAUCUAUUUUAAGCCAGACUACAAAAUUGCUGAUCCAAUCUGCACGUUUAUCUUUUCCAUCCUGGUCUUGGCCAGCACCAUUACAAUCUUAAAAGACUUCUGCAUCUUACUCAUGGAAGGUGUACCAAAGGGCCUGAGUUACAAUGGUGUGAAAGAGCUCAUCUUAGCAGUCGAUGGCGUGGUGUCUGUUCAUAGCCUGCACAUCUGGUCUCUAACAAUGAACCAAGUGAUUCUCUCAGCUCAUGUUGCUACAGCAGCCAGCUGGGACAGCCAGACUGUGCACAGAAGGAUUGCUCAAGCUCUCAGCAGCAGUUUCACUGUGCACUCACUCACCAUUCAGGUGGAAUCUCCAGCCGACCAGGACCCAGACUGCCUUCUCUGUGAAGACCCCCAGGACUAG